Larimichthys crocea (large yellow croaker) is the source of this 4296-nucleotide messenger RNA. RefSeq names its product potassium voltage-gated channel, subfamily H (eag-related), member 4b (gene kcnh4b). The transcript has 16 exons. Gene Ontology annotation, molecular function: voltage-gated potassium channel activity. The coding region runs from base 192 to 3773 and encodes 1193 amino acids. Gene Ontology annotation, biological process: regulation of membrane potential; potassium ion transmembrane transport. Gene Ontology annotation, cellular component: plasma membrane. The record is from RefSeq and is a predicted model, not a curated record. Lineage: Eukaryota; Metazoa; Chordata; Actinopteri; Sciaenidae.
GCACUGUUGUCUUUGGGAAAGGCAUCGCUUGGAGAAGGUUGGCUGUAAAUGUGUGUCCCUGUGACCGGCACUGGACUGUCACCGUCAAAGUGCCCUCCUGCACCCGCUGAGAGUCCCUGGAAGCCACCUGCUGUGCCUCUGGGAUGGUGUGACCUCCAGCCAGCUGUUGGCCGCCCCACAUCUGGGUCAAGAUGCCGGUGAUGAAGGGCCUCCUGGCCCCUCAGAACACCUUUCUGGACACCAUCGCAACACGCUUCGAUGGCACCCACAGUAACUUCCUGUUGGGUAACGCCCAGGGCCACCGAGGUUACCCCAUCGUCUACUGCUCAGAUGGCUUCUGUGAACUGACGGGCUUCACAAGAACCGAGGUGAUGCAGAAGAACUGCAGCUGCCGCUUCUUGUACGGGGCUGACACCAGUGAGCACGUGACCCAACAGAUGGUGAAGGCUCUGGAGGGCAAAGAGGAGUACCAGGCCGAGGUCCACUUCUACAAGAAGAAUGGUGCGGCCUUCUGGUGUUUUUUAGACAUCGUGCCCAUAAAGAACGAGAAGGGCGAAAUGGUCCUCUUCCUCUUCUCGUUCAAGGACAUCACUGAUACCUAUGGACGGGGUCACCACAACAGCAAGAAGGAGGGUUCAGACGACAAGAGGCGCAGGAGGAAGAGCGGUUCUCACUUUAGCGAGGCCAGGAAGCGUGGACGCACCAUGUUGUACAAUCUGACCAGCCAGUUCUCAAGAGGAGGCAAGAGAGAGGUCAACCUGGGUGGUAGCAUGAUUGACAAGCCUUCGAUGCCAGAGUACAAGGUGGCAACAGUUCAGAAGUCGCGCUUCAUUCUGCUCCACUACAGUGUGUCCAAAGCCCUCUGGGACUGGCUCAUUCUGCUGGCCACCUUCUAUGUUGCUGUCACCGUGCCCUACAAUGUCAGCUUCACGCCGUACGAUGACACGGUCACAGCUGCACGCUCCACCAUCGUCAGCGACAUCGUAGUGGAAAUGCUGUUUAUUAUAGACAUUAUCCUGAACUUCCGCACUACCUAUGUGAGCCAGUCAGGGCAGGUGGUGUAUGAGUCGCGCUCCAUCUGGAUUCACUAUGCCACAACCUGGUUCUUCGUGGACUUGGUGGCUGCCCUGCCCUUUGACCUGCUGUAUGCCUUCAACAUCACAGUGACUUCCUUGGUCCACCUCCUCAAGACUGUACGCCUGUUGCGCCUCCUUCGUCUGCUUCAGAAGCUGGAUCGCUACUCCCAGUACAGCUCCAUGGUGCUGACCUUACUGAUGUCUGUGUUUGCCCUGCUGGCACACUGGAUGGCCUGCAUUUGGUACAUGAUUGGACGCAAGGAGCUAGAGACCAAUGAGAGCUGGGACAUUGGGUGGCUGCAUGAGCUGGGCAAACGUCAGGAGACGCCCUACAUCAACAGCACAGUGGGCGGCCCGACGGUGCGCAGCUCCUACAUCGCUGCCCUUUACUUCACCCUCAGCAGCCUGACCAGUGUAGGCUUCGGCAAUGUCUGUGCCAACACCGAUGCUGAGAAGAUCUUCUCCAUCUGCACCAUGCUUGUCGGCGCGCUGAUGCACGCCCUGGUCUUUGGUAACGUGACGGCCAUCAUCCAGCGUAUGUACUCACGGCGCUCUCUCUACCACACACGCAUGAAUGACCUGAAGGACUUUAUCCGUGUCCACCGACUGCCCCAACAGCUCAAACAGCGCAUGUUGGAGUACUUUCAGACCACAUGGUCUGUCAACAGUGGCAUAGAUGCCAACGAGCUCCUGCACGACUUCCCUGACGAGCUGCGGGCUGACAUCGCCAUGCAUCUGAAUAAGGACAUCCUCCAGCUGCCGGUCUUUAAGGGGGCCAGUCGUGGCUGUCUGCGCUCACUCUCUCUCCAUAUAAAAACCUCCUUCUGCGUCCCUGGAGAGUAUCUCAUCCGUCAAGGCGAUGCGCUGCAUGCCAACUACUACGUCUGCUCCGGGUCUUUGGAGGUGCUGAAAGAUGGCAUGGUGUUGGCAAUAUUGGGAAAAGGGGACCUGAUUGGCUCUGACCUGCCUGGAGUAGACGAGGUGAUGAAGACCAAUGCUGACGUGAAAGCGCUGACCUACUGUGACCUCGAGUAUAUCAGUGUGCAUGGCCUGAGAGAGGUGCUGGAACUCUACCCCGAGUACGCCAGUGUGUUCUCCAGCGACAUCCAUAACAACCUCACCUACAACCUGCGUGAAGGCAGCCAGGAGGAGGGCUUCAGCAGGUUCUCAAGCUCACCCAGGCUUUCACACGAACCCAGGCUCCCCUCCAUCGUGGAAACAAAAGGGGACAACCCAGACGACUCCUUCCACCUCUCUCCAGCGAGCCGCUCCCGUCGCAACCUCCAGCUGCCCAGCUUCAGCAGCCCUGUUCGGCGUACCUCCCUGGGGAACCUCCUGGGGGACGAGCUGCGGCAGUUCAACACCCUGCGACGCUGCCGUUCACCAAACCUCAGCCGUAGCCUCCAUGGGCAAAACCCAUCCCCUCUGCCACAAUCGAAAAAAGACCACAGCAUCCCUACUGUCACCCUGGCCUCAACUUCAGCCCAGGGAGAGUCAGGGGCUGAGCAAAAGCCUUCAAAGCUGCUUAUUCCAACUGUCACCUGCUUUGGACCUCCAGAUCUUAGUCCCAGGGUUGUAGACGGCAUCGAAGACAAUGGGCACACGUUCCAUUUCAACGUGGAGCACAGCGGGCCUAAAGCCAGUACAGGAGGCAGUACCCAAGACUCCGCACAGGCUAAUGCCACUCUGCUGCAGGAGACAGAGGAGGUCAGACACAGCGUCAGUCAGCUCAACCACAAGUUGGGCACAUUAAACCAGGAAGUAUCUGAGCUCACCAAAGGCCUGCACCACAUGAUGCAUCUCCUCCAGGCUCACGUAUCUGUGCAGCACAAACCCUCCACCCCCUCGUACCCGUAUGGUGUCCAAAUGGUGUCCAACCCUACAGGCUACAGCCACCAAAACGUCCCACCCACUGGCCACUGGAGCUAUAGUGCAGCCGCUGAACCCCAAACAGAACACCACCACCGGCCUCAAUCCUGUAGUCCACCUGCUAACUCCUGUUCGUCCCUCCCUGUAGACUCUGCACCCAGGUUAGACCCGUGUCACGGCUCUGAGAGCGUGACACAUCUGUGGAGCAGCCCAUCUCUUCUUAGCAUUAUCCCAGACUUCCAGGAUGGAAGUGCAGGCCUCGCACAUCAUGCUGGGCAUGAAGACUCUGGCAACAGACCUCUCAGUGCUAGCCCAAACACCAUCAGCCAGUCCCAGCCCACUUUGUGCCUGCAGUCCGGUGCCCCUACAGGUAUAUCCACACACAGCCUGCUGGACUCGUCACCCACUUCUUACCCCCAUCUCAGUCUGCCCUCUGACUCCCGUCUCAGCUUAUCACAAGCCAGACAUGAGGACAUUUGUGCUCUGAUGUCUGCCCCACCAUCUCAUAAUCUGAUCCAGGACGCUUCCAUCUUCCAAAUGGAGGACUCACGCCCCUCAAUCCACUCAGUGUCUGCCUCCUUACCCACAUUGCCAGACCAACCUCUUGGAUCUACCCUGGAUUCAGGAUCACUGCGAUCGGAUGUUCUCCAGCCCCACCUUCCCCUGGGUGACCCAUCUGCCAUAGAACACACCAGUCUGGAGUGCCUAUUGGGGAACGGGGGCUCUAUGGAGAGCAGGGACAGUGAAAGCGCGUCGUCACGAAGGUCCAGCAUUGGCGCCCAGACUCAGAGCACAGAGCAGUCGUGGUCUUUGGACCUCACAGAUUAAACUGUACACAUUUCAGGGGCAGACUCACUGUUUCACUGCAACCGGACGAAAAAGUUAUUAACAUGCAACUGUUGACAGUGUUUAAAGAGACUCUGCUGGAGAUUGUCAAUGUGUGCUGUAUUUCUCCCUCUUAAUUCCUGGGCUCUCAUAUUUGUCAAACUCCAUGCAACUGACACCAUUUCUAUGCAAAAGCAUGUCAUUUGUGCAUUAUCUUGGCUUUACAGAAUUGUGUCCUUUUUAAAAAAAAAAGAAAAAAAAAAGCAAUUAAAGAAACAUUCCACAGCGGUGGGUUCCAGUAUAUACUGUAUAUUUUUUCCAGCAUCCUCAGAGCAAUUUGCAGUUGAUAAUACCUGUUACCUCCUUGCAUGGUAAAGUUGUUUAUUCUUUUUCCUAAGGAAAAGGUUUCCAAAUCAAUGUGUAAGCAUUCUACAUGACAACCUGUUGAUUGUGCACACAGAUACUGUAUUUGUAAGGCAGACAGGUCCGAUUGAUGGGUGUUUUAAUAUACAGAGGAACAAAAAAA